UGUAACCUGGUAGUUUUGUUGUCACAAACUAUAUGUUAUUUUCUUGAUUUACAUCUUUGUUAGAAUCUCUCAAUUAGUGUAAAUCUCUUAAUCAGUGUAAAUUAGCUGUAAGUUAGAAUAUAGUUAGGAAUUAUUGUAUUUAUUGGCUAUUAUUAGUUUCCUAGUUAGUCCUAGUUGUAUGAAGAAAUAUAAAAGAAAAUUUUUCAAAUUUUCUGUUUUCUACAUGGUAUCAAAGCAGUGUUAAAAUUUAUUGGCGUGAACAGUGUAGUUCUAGGUAAUUUUUUUUUGUCAAGCUUUUACGUCGUUCUAGGAAGGGAGGUGACUGUCACCACCCACUUGAGUAGGCAGGACACCAGCUGAUCAGCUUACGCCUAGAGUCCCGCCGCCGUCCAGUGAAGCACGUGAGCUCACGCGCCUCUAAAAGUCUCGCGUCAUUCUUCAUGCACUGGCGCGUGCACCCAUUUUUUCAGUGAUUUCUCCGACCACACCUCUUGCUGACGACCUUCCGUGUCCGGUACGCCUCUGACCAUCGUGUUUCCACACCUAGUUUGCACAUUAUUUUUUUGGGUACCUUUCAUUGCUCAGUUUUUUGCUUUCUGUCUCAAUACCUAUUUUUUUAAUUGAAAAAUGACUGAUGAAAAGAAGAAAGCUUCUGAAACAAAGGCUGAAUUUGUUGGUGAUAAUCUCUCUUUACAAAUUAGUCUUGUAAAGUUGGAUGGAACUAAUUAUUUGGCAUGGUCUAGAUCUUGUCUACUAUUCAUUCAGGCUAGAGGACUGUAGGGGUAUAUAAUUGGAGAUAGAAAAAAACCAGAAAGUACUAGUUCUACCUACUGCCAGUGAGAGUCGAAGAACUCUCUUGUUAUGUCAUGGCUCAUCAAUUCUAUGCAACCUCAUAUAGCUUAUGGGUAUUUACUGUUGGACAGUGCCGCUAUCAUUUGGAGUGCUGUUUCUCUGACUUAUUCUCAAGUUGGGAAUGAUGCACAAGUUUAUGAGUUUAGGAACAAGGUUCAUGGAAUGAAACAAGAUGAGUUGAUUGUUGCUCAGUAUUAUGCGGAACUGAGUGGUCUAUGGUAAGAGUUGGAUUUCUAUUCAGGCUUCAUGUCCGGCUGAUGCAUUUAAGUUCCAGAAAUUGAUUGAGAAGGAGCUCAUAUAUGAUUUUCUUGCUGGGCUAAAUGUGGAGUAUGAUUAGAUUCAGGUCCAAGUGCUUGGUAAGGAUCCUUUGCCCACUUUAAGGCAGACAUACUCUUAUGUUCAGCAGGAGGAGAGUAGGAGUGUCAUGAUCAAUUCUACAGCUGUUGAUAAGGCUGGGCUGGCUGCUAACUUCUUAUGAGAACAGUCAUAUGGUCCAUUAGAUUAGGAUCACUUGCAUUGUGACUACUGUGGGAAAUCUCGGCACACCAAAGAACAAUGUUGAAAGCUGCACGACCGCCUAACUAAAGGGCGUGGAGGAAAAAGGAUGGGCUCUGCUAGAUCACAAGGAAAUGUAUCUGAAGCUGUGAUUGUUUCUGAAGAUACUGCUAUCACUGGGAUGUUUUUCAAUGAAGAGGUACAGACUCUGAGACGAUUCCUAUCACAGCUUGAAUCAUAAUCCACUACGGUUGCCUCUUCUAACUUCAUCAACUCAGGAGUUGAUAACGGGGAGAACGAUUGGCAUUGGUAGACUGCAAGAUGGGCUAUAUCUAUUGAAUGAUUGUGUUGAUCAGGCCAUGUUGGGAUAGUCUAUGGGUACUGAGGAAGAAAUUAUUCAGUGGCAUAGGAGACUUGGACCUCCUUCAUUUACUAUUUUAGAGAAACUUUAUCCUCUUUUGUUUAAGCAAUGCAAGACUGAAUUGUUAGUAUGUGAUGCUUAUGAGUUUGCCAAACAUACCAGACAAUCUUAUCCUGCAAUAAAUAAUAAGGCUUCAGUUCCUUUUAUGAUUAUCCAUUCUGAUGUGUGGGGACCUACUCAAACUGUGUCUUUAUCAGGUUGUAGAUGGUUUGUGACCUUUAUUGAUUGUUGCAGUAGGUUAACUUGGGUAUAUCUGAUGAAAGGAAAAAAUGAAGUAUUUUCAUAUUUUCAGCAGUUUCACAAAAUGAUUAGCACCCAGUUUGAUGCUCAUGUUAAAAUAUUGAGAACUGAUAAUGGCACAGAGUAUAUGAAUGGAGUUUUUCAGGAAUAUUUAAAGUCACGGAAUUUUGCGUAAGACUAGUUGUGUUAACACUAGUGCUCAAAAUGAAGUGUCUUAGAGAAAAAAUAGACAUUUACUUGAGGUUGCUAGGUUUCUUAUGUUUACAAUGAAUAUUCCCAAACUUUACUGGGGGGAUGCAAUUCUUUCUGCUGCAUAUCUUAUUAACAAGAUGCCACUCCGGACUUUGGAGUUUAAGAGUCCUUUAGAGGUUUUGCAAGGUAAAAAUUCAUAUACUGUUCCUCCAAAGGUUUUUUGUUGUGUUUGCUUUGCUCAUCAGCCUAAUAGAGGGAAGUUAGAACCUUGAGCCCUCAAGUGUGUCUUUGUUGGUUAUUCCAGUACUCAAAAGGGGUAUAGGUGUUACCACCCUCCUACACGAAAAUAUUUUGUGAGCAUGGAUGUUACCUUUAGGGAAUCUGAAUCUUAUUUCCAUCCACCUCUUCAAGGGGAGCAUAGGAAGGAAGAAAAGAUGUCUUUCCCUUCUUCUUUGUGCUCUCCCAACUUUCAACUUCAAAGGGAAAGUGUGAGUCUAAAGCCUAUACCUAAUAAUGAUAUUCAAGGGGAGUCACCUAAAUCUCGAGGGAGACUGAAUGGACCAGAUUUGAGAAUCUAUACUCGGCGAAACAAGACAGAUAUAGCCAUCGAGCAGGAGAUUGUUGAUCAACCGAAAUCUCUAGAUUCAAUUCCUGAAUAUCCUAAGGUAUGUGAUGAGUCUCCUUUGGUUCCUAAAGAGUCUAAUUUUAAUUCUCAGUCUACUUUUCCUUCUUCUAAUAAUGGUCUUGAUAUUCCUAUUGCUCUCAGAAAAGGUGUUAGAACCUGUACUAAACAUCCCAUCUCUAACUUCAAUUCAUAUGAUUCUUUGUCUCCAUCCUAUAGAGCCUUUCUACUGUCUGUUUUCUCUGUUUCUAUCCCACAGGAUUGGAAGAAAGCAUGUCUUGAUCCAAAAUGGAAGGCAGCCAUGGUGGAGGAGAUGAAAGCUCUAGCAAAGAAUGAGACAUGGGAACUUGUUACUUUUCCAAUGGGGAAAAAAUCAGUUGGAUGCAAGUGGGUGUUUAUUGUGAAACAUAAAGCAGAUGGUUCAAUUGAAAGGUAUAAGGCUAGGCUAGUAGCAAAAGGCUUCACACAAACGUAUGGGGUAGAUUACCAGAAAACGUUUGCUUCUGUUGCUAAAAUGAAUACCAUCAGAAUUUUACUAUCAUGUGCAGUAAAUCUUGAGUGGGAUUUGCAGCAGUUUGAUGUAAAAAAUGUCUUUCUACAUAGUGAUUUGGAAGUAGUAUAUAUGAAAAUCCCUCCAGGGUUUGAGAAUAGGAAGACCAAAAGAAAAGUUUUCAGAUUGAAGAAAGCACUGUAUGGUUUAAAACAGCCACCUUGGGCAUGAUUUGACAGGUUUAGUAAGGCUAUGGUUUCUUUUGGAUACUGCCAAAACAAUGCUAAUCACACCUUGUUUAUAAAACAUUAUAGGGGUAAGAUCACUCUGCUUAUUAUCUAUGUAGAAAGAGAUGAUUCUCAUUGAUUUCAAUUAGUCUGUACAUGGGUAUAUAUAUACAAUUGAUUCCUAUAAUUGUGUUCUACUAAUUAGGAAGAAAUCCUAAAUAA
Messenger RNA from Hevea brasiliensis (rubber tree), 3761 nucleotides. RefSeq names its product retrovirus-related Pol polyprotein from transposon RE2. The transcript is spliced from 2 exons. Bases 2560 to 3543 code for a protein of 327 amino acids. The record is from RefSeq and is a predicted model, not a curated record. Lineage: Eukaryota; Viridiplantae; Streptophyta; Magnoliopsida; Malpighiales; Euphorbiaceae.